Molecule: messenger RNA, 561 nt
Organism: Penaeus monodon (black tiger shrimp)
Lineage: Eukaryota; Metazoa; Arthropoda; Malacostraca; Decapoda; Penaeidae
Source: RefSeq, a predicted model, not a curated record
GAGAGAGAGAGAGAGAGAGAUACAAACGCAUAUUCGUCAUUGAUAUAAUUUAUAGAAACUGAAAUAAAAAAAGCAAGAAUGUAGAAAGCCUUGCAGAGGACAAACAGGAAGGCAGCGAGGAGAGCAUCGUCCAACGCAGAGUUAGAAUGCCCUAACACGGAGUCGGAUUCUCACGUCUCUCCCUCGCUCGACGAUAUAGUAUGGGAUCCCGUUGCAAGAGGGAGACGGUGCCAGGGCAACUAGAGUGCCAACUGUGUUAGCCUUGAGCUCUGCAGAAAGAAAAGAUCUCGGAACUCGGACAUUUUCUCGUGAAGGGCAGAUGGAAGGCAGUCGAUCGGCGGGUGGAAGCUGCUUUCCCUGGAUCCUUCUCCUUCUCUUUGUUCAGGGAAAAAACGUGUUCAGCUCUGGCCCAAUUUGGCUACAAAUUUAUACUAAUCCGUGGGAUUUGCUUACUGGAAAGGUAGCUGUGAAUUUUCGGUUCAAAUGAUUACGUUUCCGAUUCGAAAUGGCGGAGCAACAUUCGUUAUACGAGAAUGCUGGCUGGACUUCGGGGAAACUCCU